Molecule: messenger RNA, 823 nt
Organism: Effrenium voratum
Lineage: Eukaryota; Dinophyceae; Suessiales; Symbiodiniaceae
Source: the annotation of a GenBank genome assembly
AGUGGUCAGCUUCCGCCGGGUGAGUUCUUAGCGCCUUUUUCUGCGGCCAUGGCCCGUGCCCUCUUGCUCGCCCUGGCCCUUCGGCCGUGCGCCGGGGAUGUCUUGUUGGCCUCCUUCGAUGGGGAGGCGAGCCACCAUUGGCGGCAGAUGAACGACCCGGUGAUGGGGGGCAAGUCCACUGGAAGCUUCGCAGAGUCUGGCGGCGUGGGCGUGUUUGAGGGCGAAGUGGUGGACGUGCCGGCCCUCAAAGCCCCUGGCUUCAUCAAGGCAGCAGUGGUGGAUAUGAAGCCAUUCGGACGCAUCUUCCCAGACAUCUCCUCUUGCAAGAGCAUCACCCUCACGGUCAAACCGGACACGGACUACAAGGGCUACCGCUUCUCCAUUGGCAAUGCGCAUGCGCCUGGUGGCAAGUUCUUUGCCUACGGCUACAAGGCGGACUUUGACGCGGGCAAGGUGGGAGAGUUCAACACCGUGACGCUGCCGCUCACGAGCUUCACCGACUACUGGGACGAUGCGACGGGCAAGGCCAUCAAGACCUGCCAGGAGGAUAAGAUCUACUGCCCAGAUGCGAAGACUCUGCAGGACAUGCGGACCAUGGGCGUCUGGGCGGAAGGCGUGGCGGGGAAGGUGCGCCUGGAGAUCAAGUCCGUGAUGGCCACGGACUGCGCGCAGCUGGUGCACGUCUGAGCCUGGCGCGAGCAGACGUGGAGACGUGGGGUGUCGGUGUGUGUGUGUGUGUGUGUGUGUGCUUUUUUUUUGGGGGGGGUUUGGACCUCCCCCGAAAAAAAGCGUUGGGGUACAUUUGGACCCCCAAAGUUUGGUG